Molecule: messenger RNA, 4311 nt
Organism: Trichomycterus rosablanca
Lineage: Eukaryota; Metazoa; Chordata; Actinopteri; Siluriformes; Trichomycteridae
Gene: cacna2d1a
Product: calcium channel, voltage-dependent, alpha 2/delta subunit 1a
Exons: 39
Coding region: 238-3477 (1079 amino acids)
Cellular component (GO): L-type voltage-gated calcium channel complex
Molecular function (GO): voltage-gated calcium channel activity
Source: RefSeq, a predicted model, not a curated record
CUGUCGGACUAGUGUAGCGUUUCAUUAACACACCCCCAACACCGUCUCAAUCUCCACACCAACUGCAUUCGGAUAAUAUUUAUCAGUCGGAACUACAGAACAACAACUUACCACAAAGGACUAAACAUCGGUAACUGCUUUCUAAACUCCUGAUGGCGAUGGGUGGCUUUCAUUAGUACCACACAGGACGAUCUGUGGGCUUGAUCAGGGGAGAAAGGUUUUUAACUUGAGGACGUUAUGGAGGCGCACAAACUCCAAGCAGUUAUAUUUAUAGCGCUGGCUUUGUUCAGCUCUGUGAGUUCCGUCCAGUUUCCGGAUUCUCUUCUGGCUCGAGAAUGGGCGGAUCAGAUUCAGGAGGACCUUGUACAAGUAAUUAAUGCUGAGAGUGGUAUGCAGCAACUCACUGAGAUUUUUCAGCAAUUCAAAACACACUACAGUGUGGAAAAAAAUAACCCUCAGGAACUGGUAGUCAGUGCUGCCAAAAACAUCGAAAAGCUGCUGGCCAAACGAUCCAAAGCUCUUGAGACUCUGGCCUCAGCUGCAGAGGAGCUGCAAAUGACAUAUACAUGGAGAGAUGAGUUUGAGGAGGACAGCAUUUCAUAUUACAAUGCCAAAGAUGAGCUUAAUAAUGACAACCCAAAUGGAACCAUAACAGAAAUUCAGUAUGAUCCAGACUUUAACCGUAAUGUGUCAUACAACGCCACAGCAGUUCACAUCCCCACCGACAUCUUCGAGGGCUCCACUAUUAUUUUAAAUGAGCUGAGUUGGACAGCACAACUAGAUGAAGUGUUCAAGAACAAUAAAGAGGAAGACCCAUCACUUCGCUGGCAGGUGUUUGGAAGUGCUACUGGACUUGCCAGAUACUUCCCAGCUGCCGAAUGGACAGAAACACCAAGAAAAAUCGACCUGUACGAUGUACGGAGAAGGCCAUGGUACAUUCAGGGAGCAUCUUCACCCAAGGACAUGCUGAUUUUAGUGGAUGCAAGUGGGAGUGUAUCUGGACUGACUCUUAAACUGAUCCGCACUUCUGUCAACGAAAUGCUGGAAACUCUUUCUGAUGACGAUUUUGUCAAUGUUGUUGCAUUUAGUGAUACAGCCAGACGGGCUGCCUGUUUUGAGAACCUUGUCCAAGCCAAUGUCCGUAACAAGAGGGUUCUAAAGAAAGCAGUGCAGAACAUCACUGCCAAAGGCAUCACCAAUUACAAGGCUGGAUUUGAGCUAGCCUUCAAGCAACUCUCUGCGGUCAAUGUGUCAAGGGCAAACUGCAACAAGAUCAUCAUGCUGUUUACGGAUGGAGGAGAAGACCGAGCAGCUGAGAUCUUUGAAAAGUACAACCCUGACCAAAGGGUUCGUGUGUUUACUUUCUCUGUGGGCCAACAUAAUUAUGAUAAGGGACCUAUCCAGUGGAUGGCCUGCGCAAACAAAGGAUAUUACUAUGAGAUUCCAUCAAUUGGAGCCAUCAGGAUCAACACUCAGGAAUAUUUGGAUGUGCUCGGGAGACCCAUGGUAAAGGCUGACAAAGUUGCCAAGAUAGUACAGUGGACUAAUGUGUACCAAGAUGCACUUGAUACUGGCCUGGUCAUCACUGGAACGCUGCCAGUCUUUAAUAAAACUAGCAUAAGAGACAGAAGCAAGAUUGGCACAAAAGUCGGCAGAGACAGGAGAAAGGGCAGUGAGAGUCAGCUGAUACUUGGCGUGAUGGCCAUUGAUGUGCCGCUGAUAGACCUUAAGAGGCUGACACCACGCUUUACUUUUGGACCAAAUGGAUAUUACUUCGCUAUUGAUCCCAAUGGAUAUGUGCUGCUUCAUCCCAAUCUAAAACCAGAGAACCCCAGGUUUCAGGAGCCAGUCACAUUAGACUUUUUGGAUGCAGAGCUGGAGGAUGAGAUAAAAGUGGAGAUCAGGAUAAACAUGACAGAAGGAGUAAAAGGCAGUCAGAAUGUAUUAACUUUGGUGAAGUCCCAGGAUGAGCGCUAUAUUGACAGCGGCUUAAGGACAUACACGUGGGUUCCAGUGAUUCACACUGAUUACAGUCUUGCAAUAGUUCUACCUGAAUACAGUCAUCACUACAUCCAAGCCAAAAUAGGAGACACCAUAACCCAGGCCAAGUUUUUAGAAACUCUACAGAUUGAUAAAUUUGAAGAGUUUGGCUACACCUUUAUAGCUCCAAGAGAGUACUGCAGGGAUAUGAACCUGGAGAUUGUGAACAACAAAGAGUUCCUGGCUGAGUUUAAUGAGUAUAUUGACAGGAACACACCAAACCAUCCAAUGUGUAAUGUGGAUCUGGUGAACCGGCUGUUACUGGAUGCUGGCAUCACAUCGGAAAUGGUGAAAUACUGGAGGGAACAAACUAUGAGUAACAGAAUCAGUGCUAAAUUUGUGGCCACAGACGGAGGAAUCACCAGAAUUUAUCCAAAAAGUGCUGGUCCAGAGUGGAGUGAGGAUCCAGAGACAUACGAGUCCAGUUUCUACAAGAGAAGCCUGGAUAAUGAUGCUUAUAUAUUUACACCACCACUACCAGACAAUGGAAGUCGAACCCCUGAAUCCAUCUUGGUGAGCAGAGCAGUGGACCUUACUAUUAAUGAUGUUUCACUCAAACCAGCGGUGGUUGGUGUAAAAUUGUCCAUUGUUAACUGGAUGGAGAGCUUCAUUAAUGCUACAGAGAAAUCCAAUUGCAAUGGUGAGAUCUGUGGCUGUAAAAGAAACGAUCCAAACAUUGACUGUGUGCUCCUCGAUGAUGGGGGUUUCCUGGUCAUGGCCAAUAGGGAGACCUACAUUGAUAAGAUCGGUGAGUUCUUUGGAAUGAUUGACCCCAGUCUGAUGAGACAUUUGAUGAACGAGUCCCUGUUCACCUUCAAAAAAACCUAUGACUAUCAGGCAGUCUGCGACCCACCCAAGAAAAACGAAACAGGUGCUGGCCUCAGAUCAGUUUAUGUGCCCACAAUUGCAGAUAUACUGAGUGUGGGCUGGUGGGCCUCUGCUGUAGCUUGGUCAAUGAUGCAGCAGUUGUUUGUUAGCAUAACAUUUCCCAAUUUCUUGGAAGCAGCGGAUCUAGAGGAAGUUGUUGCGGAGAAAAAAAGCUGCAUUACAAUACAGACCCAGUAUUUUUUUGAAAAUGAUUUAAAAAGUUUCAAGGGGAACAUAGAAUGUGCCAACUGCUCUAGACAGUUCAUUGCAGAAAAGCUGUCGAAGACCAAUCUGGUGCUCAUCAUAGCAGAUGCAAAGGGGAGCUGCAGUACAUGUUCUGAAAGGCCUGUCACCCAGGCUGAGGAGCCCUCUACAGGUCCAGAUCCCUGUGAUAUAGCCAUGAACCCACGUUACAGGAAAGGUCCAGCGCUGUGUUUUGACAACAAUUACAGUGAGAAGAAAGUGGACUGUGGUGGGGUGGCUGGUCUGACUCCGUCCAUUUGGAGCAUGGCUGUCAUUCAACUACUGCUGCUCUGGCUCCUCAGUGGACUGGGACACUGCCCAUCAUGACCGCAGCCCUGCAUGGUCCCCCCUAAAAUGAUGCCAAACCCUCCUUAUGCCCAGUGAGUUUUAAUUACAAUCACAGGCGUGAAGUUAUGAAGUGGAAGCCUUUGAGAUACAUAUAAGACAAAAGCCUUAUGGAGUGUUCAUGUGCUGCUUCUAGUCGGCGCUGAUAUUACUGACGACCUUUAGCCUCUAGCCUCUUGAGUACAGCCUCGGUGCACUUGGGCAACAGGGUGGACAGCCUUACUGGAGCAGCACAGAUAUCCUGAGUACUGCUAUAAAAGCUUACUUUAACAGUCAUGACUGAUAGUGUCACUGCCAAAUAUUGUUCUCCCCUGUGCCUGUGCAUUGACAAUUGUCAAUUACAUACAUUUUCUUGAAAAUUUUUAGAAAUUUCUAGCAUCAUUAAAUGAAUUCAAUUUGGUACUGACAUAAACCCACCAAUUUCUGUUGUAGUGUCCAUCAUAGUACAGGCGGAAUCUGCUUUUUUAACCUUCUGCAUUGGGAAAUGCAUUUGCCAAAAAAGUCUGCUCUGCACUGCUGUGCCGGUUAAAAAACCUGGUGUUACAGCCCUUACUUACAAGUGUUUUACUGCGUAUGAAAGACAAACUUCUUAUUUUUCUAUGAGAAGUGGUGUGAUUGCAUGUGAGUGAGUCUGAUAUUUAAGUUCUUUAAAAUGGUUUAUACUGAAGAGAAGUAUGUGCUUGCUACUGCAUUUUAAUGUGCUGUCUAUUCUGAUUUAAAAGGAAUUUUAUUUAUUGUUCUCCCCAAUUGUACUUGAAUAUGAAUAUUAAAUCAAUUAAAUUAAAGAUGUUUGUAAUAUUAUAAUUGGUGCCUUCA